AUGGGUAUCCCCAAAUUUUUCAGGUGGAUCUCGGAGAGGUAUCCUCUUACCUCCCAGCUGAUCACUCCCAACUCCAUUCCCACUUUCGACAAUCUUUACUUGGACAUGAAUGGUAUCAUCCACAACUGCUCCCACCCUCCCUCCUCGGAAAAUGACCCCCAUUUCCGUAUAACGGAAGAACAAAUGAUCAUCGCUAUUUUCGCGUAUAUCGACCACCUAUUCACCAAAAUCAAACCCCAGAAAGUAUUCUUCAUGGCCAUCGACGGCUGUGCGCCUCGAGCCAAGAUGAACCAGCAACGAAGUCGACGAUUCCGAACGGCGCGGGACGCCAGGGAGCAGCGGCUCCAGGCAGAGAAGAACGGUGAAAAGCUCCCAGAGGAAAAGGCUUUCGACUCGAAUGCCAUUACGCCCGGUACGCCAUUCAUGGCGAGGCUCUCUGAGCACUUGAAGUAUUACGUUAGAAAGAGAAUAUCUGAAGAUGCCGACUGGCGAAACAUCAAGGUCAUCUUUAGUGGACACGAUGUUCCCGGAGAAGGCGAACACAAGAUUCAAGAGUUUAUUCGAUUGAACAAGGCUCAGCCAGACUACAACCCAAACACUAGGCACUGUCUUUACGGACUCGAUGCCGAUCUGAUCAUGUUGGGCCUUUUGAGCCACGACCCCCACUUUUGUUUGCUGCGUGAGGAAGUUGUCUUUGGCCGCAAGUCCAAGAAGAACACCGAACUCGCGAACGCAAACUUUUUCCUUCUCCAUAUCUCGCUUCUGAGAGAGUACCUCAACCUAGAGUUCUCGUCGCUCCAGCACGAGAUCCCAUUCGAGUACGACUUGGAGCGUAUCAUUGAUGAUUUCAUCUUGAUGGCCAUCUUUGUCGGAAACGACUUUUUGCCUCAUUUGCCCGACCAGCACAUCAACGAGGGUGCGCUGGAAAGGAUCUGGGGAUACUACAAGGAAUUGUUGCCCACUAUUGAUGGGUACCUCAACGAGCACGGGACAAUCUCUUUGCCCAGGUUGCAGCUCUUGCUUGAUAAACUCGCCGCGUACGAGACCAUGAAAUUCGAAGAAGACCUCCAAGGUCAAGUGCAUUACUCUGGUAAUCACACCAAAGACACUGUUGCUAUAGAAAAGGCACGAAAGAAGGGAAAGAAGGGCAAAACAGUGAUUACAAAGUACCAGAAAAAGAUACUCGACCAAAUUCGCACAUUUGUGCAACAACAUCAAAAGAAACCCACCGAUACCAAACGCCUCACUUUGGUAGACACCAAGGACCAGCGUGACAACGCCUUCAUCCAAGAAGUUGGUGACGAGCUACACCUGCGCGUGACUUGGGAUGAAGUCGACGACUAUGGACAGAACGUGAUUGCCCUCACAUUCGACAUGGAGGGCGUCAGCCAGAACGGUAGCGCAAAGGGUGAAAACGAUAGCGAAGAAUCGGAAACCGACGAGGAAGACGAAGGCACUCAGGCCAUUCAAAGGGUCUUUGCCAAGUGGAACAAGGCGGUGAUCGUCGAUACCUACCCCGAGGAAGUCGAACAGUCCAUGGACGCCAGGUUGAAGGAGGCGAUGGACAAUGUUAAAAAGACUUACUACCAUGACAAACUCGAAAUCAGCUACGAAAACCCCGCAGACAUGCACGAAAUCGUCCACCACUAUAUCGAAGGUCUUCAGUGGAUCUUAAACUACUACUACAAGGGUGUCUCUAGUUGGGGAUGGUUCUACAAGUAUCACUACUCUCCCCGAAUCACCGACCUCAAAGGCAUCGCCGACAUGAAGUUUGAAUUCGACUAUGGAAAGCCAUUCCUCCCCUUCCAGCAAUUGAUGGGUGUCCUUCCUGCCGAUUCUCAAGAGCAUGUGCCCCUCGCCUACCGAGAUCUCAUGUACGAUCCCACAUCCCCCAUCCUCGACUUUUAUCCCAAAGACUUUGAACUGGAUAUGAACGGUAAGAAGGCUGAUUGGGAGGCUGUGGUCAAGAUCCCUUUCAUCGAUCAGAACAGAUUGUUGAAAGCUAUGGCCGCUCGCGACCAUCGUCUUACCCCCGAGGAACGAAGCCGAAACCAGAGCGGUGUUCUCAGUACCCAAUUCGUCUUUGAUGGCGAAUUGGAGGAAAACUACCCCUCAUCUCUGCCCGGAAGCUUCCCCGAGCUUACCCGGUGCCACUGCAAAGCGUCACCCUUCAACCUGCCUACAUUGGGUAACGGGGUUAAUCUCAUUCUUGGUCUUCUUGACGGUGUCCACCUCGGUUCCUCUGCCCUUGCUGGAUUCCCCUCUUUGAACACCAUCCCUCACCAAGGCGCCUUGGGCUUCCAUGGCGUCGUUGUCUUCCAAAGUGAAAGCCGAAACCCGUCCAUGGUGAUCACCGUCACUGACAAGGACGAGCGACCCAAGACCACCGAGAUUGCUCGUGCCACAAUUGGCCAGAGGACCUAUCACACCUGGCCUUACCUGCAGGAAGGUCUCGUCGUGGCCGUGUCAGAUGACAUGUUCAAGUGUGAGGUACAGCAGAUGGGUCAUGUUGCCAAGAUUGUCCAGUCUCCUCAUCACGGGGCGGACGCUGUCAAGUGGAAGAGGCAGGCCGACAAUGUGGAGAGGCAUUAUGGCAGGAGGUACGGUGUCAUUACUGGACCGGUAGAGGUCUUGUUACAUAUCAGGCCACUCAAGGGCUUGAAGCAUCUCGACAACGGAGCUCUGAUCAAGGAUUACGAAGGUCCCGAGAAGGAAAUUGUACAAGCUUACCAGAUGGCUGUCUCCAACGUGGCCUUUGAGGACGAACGCUUCCUCGAACAAGGUCCACCAGACUUGAAUAUCGAGUAUCCCCCUGGAGAAAAUGUCUUUUUCCUUGGUGAUGUCAACAACAACUAUGGUUGUGCCGCCCAGGUAUCAAAGAUCAAUGACAAAACCCAGACUUUGGACAUUAUUCUCGCCUACUUUGAGGGCGAAUCGCGCGACAAUUUGGCCUUCCGCGACCUCGCAACCCAGCGUCCUUCAAGCAAAUGGUGGCCUUCUCCUACCCUCAGUCGCCGUCUGGGCAUCUCUGCUCUUGCACUCUCUCGUAUCACAUCCACGCUUCUGGUGCAACUCGAAGAUGGCUCCAAGACCAACAUCGGUCUUCCUCUCAAAUUCGAGUCUCGUGGCUUGAAGGUCCUUGGCUUUACCAAGAGAAACGACAGAGGAUGGGAGUACAGCGAGAAGGCUGCCCAAGUGCUCCAAGAAUACAAGGAAGCGUUCCCCGAGGUCUUUGCCAAGAUUGAAAACAGGAGCGGUGAUCUGGCUAAAAGUCUGGAACUUUGCCCCAGUGCGGACGACCCGGAUGGUGUCAUCAAGGCCAUGAAAAAAUGGCUCAAGGAGCGCGAUUUGGUCGAUUUCGAGACCGUUUCUCUGUUUGCCGACCAGCUUGAAAAGGAAACCUGUGAGGCGAUCGAAAAGCUUGCCGAUCAUUUGUAUGCCCACAAGGCUCAGUCUCAGCAGCAGAUCAAGAAGCAGCUCCUCAGAUCUGUUCCUCGACAAAGUCUGCUCAAGCCGGCCCAGUCCAUCUAUCGCCUCCAAGGUCAAGUGUUUGAAGUUGGUCACCGAGUCAUCAUGGUCCAAGAUCCUGCUGCUGGCGGUGUGCCCGCUGGUAUGCGAGGUGUCGUCGUCGGAUUGGGCGCCAAGUCUGUUGAUGUUAUCUGGGACACUCCGUUCAUGGGCGGCACUACCUUGCAAGGCAGAUGUUCCGAGUACCGUGGCUCAUCUGUGCCAUUCUCGUCUUGUCUCAACUUGACCAGAAGGCAGUUCAUGAUUACGGAGAGCUCGGCUCCCAAGCCUGUGAGUCAGUCGGCCUUCAAGCCUCAGUUCGGGCCUCGUCCCGCUGUGCAAGGUCCAAACUACCAGUCCUCGACUGUCGCUCGCCAGCCCCCUUCUGCGGGCAACAAGACCUUGUUUGACCCGAGCAGUGCUGUCAAGCCCGUCACCGCACGCUCCGGUGUCGCCAUCGUCGGCACCAACGGGCAUCUACACUAUGGCAACGCCGCCAAGGGUAUCAAACCCGAGGUAGAGGCCCCGCAGCACGUCAGCCAUAGAGACCAGAUCGCAAACCUGCUCGGCGGUGGAUUCAAGCUCAGCCAAGCACCUCGUCCCCAAUUCAGCCAUCCUGCGUCUUACGCCCCGGCUCAAGGUGCUGGAAUUCAUCCGCCCGGCAACGCUUUCGCCCAUCCCCCGCCUGCGUUUGCCAACCGCGGUGGACCGCCAGCUCGAGGCAGGGGCAGAGGCAGAGGCGGAUUUAACCCCGCUGUCAACCCGGCAGGCACCCAUGUGCAUACCCCUGCUGCUCCUUUCAACGGAAAUGUCGCAUCUCAAGCUGACGGUGCUGGUCGCGGCGGAGCCAGAGGGAGAGGCGGUCGAGGAAGGGGUGGAUUUGUGAGAGGCAGAGGCAGGGGUGGUGCGAAUGGGGUUGCAAAUGCGAACGGUGGCCAGUGA
Molecule: messenger RNA, 4449 nt
Organism: Cryptococcus wingfieldii CBS 7118
Lineage: Eukaryota; Fungi; Basidiomycota; Tremellomycetes; Tremellales; Cryptococcaceae
Product: 5'-3' exoribonuclease 1
Exons: 16
Coding region: 1-4449 (1482 amino acids)
Biological process (GO): nuclear-transcribed mRNA catabolic process; rRNA catabolic process
Cellular component (GO): nucleus
Molecular function (GO): RNA binding; 5'-3' RNA exonuclease activity
Source: RefSeq, a predicted model, not a curated record